ACAUAGCACUGGCAAUUUCAAAAGUGCGGGGUUAACUUGUAGAUGAUAUAUUUUAUAUCCCUUACGCGGAACGAUUUUAUUUUUCGCUUCGCUUUUCACUGAUCCUGAUGUGUACACAGAAAAAGUCUUGAAAAUAAAAUAGAACUAACGACACCUUUGCUUUGUUGAAAAUGUAGAUCAAGACUCAGCGUCAUCAAUGUGUGGUACGCGGCUUACGGGUUGUGCUAUGUAGUAUGGAAUCUCCGGAAGAACGCCAAGAAAAUGAAAUACAAGCAUUAAAGGCUAUAUUUGUAGAGGAGCUUAAAGAUUUACGUCAUAAUGAUGCCUGGAAUAUUUGGCGCCCAUUGGACAUAAUAAUAACACUGACUCCUCAGCAAGGAAGUUCUGGUCGCCAUGAAGUUCAUGCUCAAGUUGAUCUCCAUGUUAUUUGUUCGGAAAAUUAUCCCGAAGAUGUUCCUACACUUAUUCUGGAAAGAAGUAAAGGCUUAUCUGUUGUGGUGCUCCUUCAGUUGAAGACAGAACUGGAAAAUUUAGCCCAGAAAUUAAAAGGAGAAGUGAUGGUGUUCGAGUUGGCACAACAUGUCCAGAAAUUUUUGCAUUUACAUAAUAAACCAGCCUUUAAAUCAUUUUAUGAAGAAAUGGUAACUCGUCAGCAUGAACAGAGACAAAAUCAGCAGCUUGCACUCAAAAUGAAAGAAGAUCGCCAGAGACAAGAGCUUCAAGGGGAGAUAAUGCGAAGGCAGGAGGCUCUCCGAGAGGAACUGCGCCGUCAUCGACUACAGUCUCGCACUGUCAGUGCUGAAGGCACAAAAGAUGUGAAAUCUCCACCUGCUGUUCAAGGCACAGCAGUAGAACGAAUUAGAUCAUCUUCAUUUGGACGUAAUAGCUCUCUGUCUCGUAAGAGGUGUAGCAGUACUUCAGAGAGCAGUGAUGGCUGCAUCUGUGAACAUCGGGGUUCAGUACUGAUGCAAUUCAAUAACCGUGGUGAUCGACAAGUACGUCGUGGUCGCUGCCUGGGUCAUGGAACAAGAGGAUGUGUGGUAUAUUCGGGAAUGGACAUGACUACAGGGGAACUACUGAUAAUCACUGAGUGGUGCCUGCGCUGCCAUCAGAACAAACAUACAAGACAUGCUUCACCAAGCAAUGAUUCAGAGCCAAGCGAAAUGACCAAUUACAUGAAGCAGGUUUCAAGCAUAGAACAGGAGUUAAAUUACCUCCACAAAUUGAGGCACCCCAAUUUAAUUCACUAUCUCAACAUGAAAUAUUCCCAGGAGAAAGACUGCCUCAUUAUUUAUGUGUUACAGGAGUUUGUGUAUGGGUGGAACUUAUCAUUAUACCUAACUGAGAAUCUUCCAGUUGAAGGUGACUUGUUGAGGCAUUUGUCCAAAGGUGUACUUGAAGCUCUUGCCUUUUUGCAUCAGAACAAUGUUGUUCACAAAGACCUCAGAGACACAAGUGUAUUCAUUGACAGGACAGGUUUGGUGCGUGUUGGUGACUAUAGUCUGGAUAAACGAUUAUCAGAAAUCUAUCAAUCUUCAGUAACUGAAAGAACUGAAAAUACCUUUCCCCCAUCAUUGGGACGUGGUGGCAAAAAAUCAGAUAUCUAUCGAUUUGGAAUUCUUAUUUUGUCACUACUUCGUGGGUGUAUAGUGACAGAUAUGCUACCAGAAAUACCUACAUGUACUCCAUCAGAUCUAAGAGACUUUCUAGAGAAAUGUUUUGCAAAGGAUGAACAUACGCGUUGGAGUGCAGCACAGCUCCUGGAACACCAGUUUGUACGGAUUCCCAUUGAACGUCUUCCCAGUCCUUGUAAAAGUGCCGAUGACGCACAGCAACCUGAGGAUGAAACGUUUGAAGAGGAACCUGAUACUGAUAUUCACAUGAUAUUGCCAACCAAUCUCAAGGGGCAGUCCAGAAUCCAAAAUGAGUUUGAAGUGCUCAAGUGGCUGGGGAAAGGAGCAUUUGGUGAUGUACUGAAGGUUCGGAACAAAUUGGAUGGUGGUGUGUAUGCUAUCAAACGUAUUGAAUUGAAUCCCAAAAAUCGUCAGUUGAACCGUAAAAUCACUCGAGAAGUGAAGCUGCUGUCCAGAUUGAACCAUGAAAAUGUUGUGCGCUACUUUAAUUCCUGGAUUGAAAGUGCAACUAUUGAACAGCCAGCAACAACAGUUAGCAGUCGGACACCUUCACCUGCUGGAACCCAAUCGAGUCAGAGUAAAAUGAAGACCUUAUUGAUUCCUGACUUUGAACCACCACCUCUGAAAGAACUCAGUGUGGAGUGGAGCGUAUCAUAUGAAAGUCAUGCAAGUGGUAUCCUUGAUGGAAAUGUCAGUUCUGAAGAAAGCUCAGAAGAUGAAGAAUGGAUCAGUUUUUUACCAGAUUGCGACUCAUCUGAUGGAGUGGAAUUUGAAAGAGACACAUCUGUUGUUGAGCAGCAGUAUUCAUCUACAGCACCUUCUACAGAUCGCGAGGAAUCUGCCCCUGAGGAUCGCCUCCAAUCAGAACUUCGAGAGAUACAGUUCAUGUACAUACAGAUGGAGUUCUGUGAAAAAAGCACUCUCAGGACUGCCAUAGACAGUGGAUUAUAUGAAGAUCAAGAUCGAAUUUGGAGACUUUUUCGAGAGAUGGUUGAUGGCUUGGCACACAUCCACCAGCAGGGUAUGAUUCAUAGAGACCUCAAGCCUGUAAAUAUUUUUCUUGACUGCAAUGACCAUGUCAAGAUUGGUGACUUCGGGCUUGCUACAACCAACAUCUUGACAAGACCUGGAGCACUUGCACAUCUGGAGCCCAACAACAUAGUAUCUGACCAAAUGUCAUUUUCAAAUGAUCUUGGAGAUGGAUCAAUGACUGGUCAGGUUGGCACCGCACUAUACGUUUCCCCAGAAUUAGGGAGUGCAGGUGGCAAAGUAGUUUACAAUCAGAAGGUGGACAUCUAUAGCUUGGGCAUCAUUCUUUUCGAAAUGUGUUAUCAUCCACUAAAAACAGGGAUGGAGAGAGUGAAAGUGUUGGUAAAUUUGCGCAGCAAAGAUAUAAUUCUUCCAUCUGAUUUCAAUGAAGAAAAAAUGCCCAGACAGACGUAUAUAAUACGGUGGUUGCUCAACCAUGACCCUAGUCUUCGACCUACUUCCUUGGAAUUACUGCAGUCAGACUUCUUACCACCACCACAACUUGAAGAGGCAGAAUUGCAAGAAAUGGUGCGUCACACAUUAUCAAACCCACAGAGCAAGGCUUAUAAGUAUCUAGUGGCGUCAUGCUUCUCACAGGAAGUGACACCAGCUGAAGACCUCACUUAUGACAUGAAUUUACCGAAGCCAUCUCCUGCACUGCAAGAGUUUGCCAAGGAGACAGUGACUCGUGUAUUUCGUCGCCAUGGAGCUGUCUGUGUACCGACUCCUCUUCUAAUGCCACGUGAUAACUCUUUGCUUCCAGCAGACACAGGUGUACAGCUUAUGACACAUUCAGGAGGUGUUGUGUCUUUGCCUCACAAUCUCAGAGUUCCGUUUGCUCGUUAUGUUGCAUGGAAUGGAAUAUCAACCCUCAAGCGAUAUGCUAUUGACAGAGUAUAUCGAGAGAAGAAAGUUUUUGGCUUUCAUCCUAGAGAGCUUUACGAAUGUGCAGUGGAUAUUGUUACACCAAACCCAGGUACCAACACAGCCGAGGCUGAAUUGCUUGCAAUUGUAUGGGAGGUGGUGACAGAGUUCCCUAAUUUACGGGAUAAGAAUUGCUCAUUUCGUCUCAGUCAUACACUACUUCUGAAAGCAAUUCUUUUACAUUGUGGAAUUGAAGAAGAAAAGCAUGCAGAUGUUAGCAGUAUCUUGAGUGAAGCCAAGGAUGAGAAGUAUUCCAGAUUUCAGCUGCAGACUCGUCUGAUUAGCCUGUGCCUUACCGACCAAGCUAUUGAUUCAUUGUUUGCAUUUAUUGAAUCAGAAUGCUCUAUCGAAAAACUGGCAGUGAAUUUCCGUAGCAUUACCCGAAGGAAAGGCGAAGCUGCUACCCUUGCAAAGCAAGCCAUUAGAGAACUUGAGAUGAUUGUUAGCCACACUGAAGCUCUUGGUGUAAAGUGUCCAAUUGUGGUAGCACCAGGCCUUGUUUUUACUGUGCCCCAGUACUCGGGAAUGACAUGUCAAUUUGUUUGUGAACUCAAGAAAAAACGUAGGAAAACUGGACUUGAUGUUAUUGCAGCUGGUGGGCGGUAUGAUGGCAUGCUUGCCAAGUUCAGGCACACACUUGAGCUGACAGGAUUGGCAACACGCGGAAUGACUCAAUCAGCUGCUGGUGUGAGCAUCUCACUGGAUAAAAUAGUGUUAGCCUUGCAAGAGGCUCGAGCUGUCCUGUCUGGAGCAGCUAGUACAGUAGAUGUAGUUGUUUGCUCCCUAGGACAACGCUUCCUCUUCAAGCAGAAAGCUAGUAUUGCCAAAGAACUCUGGGCUCAUGGUGUGCAAACAUUGCUUCUUGAUAGCAUGCAGACACUGGAAGAGGUUCAAGAUUACUGCCGAGAGAUGUCUGUGCCCCACUUUAUAAUGCUAAAAGACUGUGAAGUGGAAUCAGUCAGAGUCCGAAGCUGGGAAAAAGACAGGUUCCAGGAACGUAAAGUGCAAUUAAAUGAAUUGGUAGACCUGAUGCUAAGGUUAACUGGUAAGGAACCUAGCACACCAAAUUCACGAGUUGAAGCGAAAAAUGAAUUUUUUACUCAAACAAAUCCAGGACCUCCAAGCAGUGGCCCUCUAGUUAAUUGCAAUUUUAACCUCACACUUGAUAAGUUAAAUGUCAGUCAACGGCGACGCCAUGAAGGGCUGAUGAAAGCAGCUCUGUCUCCUUUAUUAGCUCGUUUGUCACCUAAAGUUCGUGUUGAGGUCUUGGCACUUAACCUCGAUGCCAGUGUUAUUAGGACCUUGUCAGCAUAUGUGGAUGCUGAAUUUGACUUCCAGCAAUCAGUGACAGCAGUAAUUGAAAAGCAUCCCCGUCAUAAGAAGUACAUCAUAAGAAUCUGUGAAGAAAUAAUGGACUUGAGGAGUGGAAAGAAUAGUCCAGUCAUUGUUUUAUACAGUGUCGAAGAAAAUGUCAUUAGAAUGUUGAUGUAAGGUGAAAUAUGUUAUGAAAUGAAACUGCCAGCGAUGGUAAAAAAGUAAAUAUUUUGCUAAAUUAAUUUUCUUUAUGUGGCAUUUUAGUUAUUGUGUUCACAGUUAACAUAUAUGUUAAAUGUUAGUGUUCAUGAAUGUUAUUUUUGCCUUCACAAAUUGAAAAGUUUCUGUUUGAGAGGAUACAAGACAAAAGCAAUUGUUUCGAGUUAAAAAGGUCUGUAAUGACCUUGCUGUACAAAGGCAGUGUUAAACGCUUGUCACUGUUUUGUGAUACAGGAUAUACAUGAACAGCCACCAAUCAUUGUUUUUCAGUUAUUCCUGUACAUCCUGUACAACCUUUCAUAGUCUACUUAUUAUUUAUGUUUAAAAAUGUGAGCUACUUUUUGUUAUAAUUACUUCAGAAUUUUACACUGCCUUACUUAAUUAUUGUGUAAUAGUAUACUGAAUGCUUGCACAAUGUAAACUGUAGAAAAUUCAACUAAGCUAUGUUAGUUAAAUAGUUUGAUCAUAAUCAAUUUGCUCUCACUUCUUAUUUGAUAAGUAAGUUUGUGUUGUAUAAAAGCAGAAGAUUAUGUGACAAAUGUUUGUGUGUACAUUCUUCCAAGGCAAUAUUGAAAUACUGUUUUGCCCUCCUUUUGCAGUAAACUUUCAAUUAUUGAUGGAAGCAGAAUACAUUAAUAUAAGACUGGCCAAAGCCAGUGAUUCUUCAGAAAGAACAUCAGGAAUUUUAUUGCAAAAGUCCUUUAGUUUACUCCUUUUCAUAAGAAAAUGUUGUAUGGAAGCAGAACAGGUUAAUAUACGACUGGGGAAAGCCAGUGAUUAUUCAGAAAGAAUGUCAGGAAUUUUAUUGCAAAAGUCCACUAGUUUACUCCUUUUCAUAAGUGAAUAUUGUGUAAUUUCAUUAUAGUCCCACUGGUCCUUCCCCUUUUCCUAAAAACAGUCUUGUUGUAUUUAAUCAGGCCUGUUUUGUUCUGUUGUUGAAUCAAGAUCUCUUGCUUUCAGUAUACAAUGGUAACAAUUUUCUAUCUCUGUUUCAUAUUUGGCAGUUAAGUUUUUUGUAUAUGUAGUGAUCUGAAGUCCUUUGAUAAUGGCUAUUAUAUUGUUAUUUUCUCUGAUGAAGGCUAUUUGAAGAUUUUUCACAUGCUUCAUUAAAAAAAAUUGGGUGGGGGCAGCACCAUAAUACAUGUGUCAUCUGGUGUUUUUAUUUUAUUUAUUUUUUUUAAAAAAGAUGUGGAGCCCCUCCAUGCCCACACUGGCAUGAUGGCCAAUUUGAAAGGUCUAUUGCCAUCUCUGCAUAAGGGUUAGUUUUCACUAAAGUGAGGUGUCCCAGGAUGUGGGUACUGCGAUAUUUGUGUACAUCUGGUUAAGAUUAACCAUUUACAUGCGCUCAUCUGGAGAUAGACUAGGUCGAAAGUCAAACGAAGGGCAGCAGUUUGAAGGGCAGAGGGAAAACAGUGCGAAGGCAAGCGCCAAGGGAAGAAAACCUCAGCGAUAGUUAGGUCAGGUAGUAAGAGCAGUAGCGGAUGUCUUACUGACUGCAAUAGGUCAUGGAAGUUAAGUUAGAGGCGGGUAUCAUGCAAGCGGAUACCGUGUCAAGCCAUAUGUUCAUCGUAAGAGAUCAGUCUGUGACAAUGCUGCAGCACGGUGUGCUGCAGUUUAGGCUAACUUUGAGAGCUCCCUGCCGCUCUGCGUCAGUGGUUGGUGAGCAUCGAAGCCAAGCGCUUGGAGAUGUGCGGUUGUGUAGCGUCACCACUCCUCACUCGUUGACUGUGCUGACAGGCCCAGUGAGGGUUGCGGUUGAGUUUCUGAGUGUUGCGGACAACGUAGCCCAAGCCAUUGAGCAUCCUGAUCACUCUGGUAGUCCACUCGUUGGAGCAUAGCUGCUCUGAACUGACGGGCUUCGGUGUUCCUGCGGCGGCAUCUGUGUUCUUCUUCAGCGUGUCCGUCGCACUGUGGUUUUCCGCCGGCUCCAUAAGGGAAGCAGUGGCAGGUGUCUUCUCUUCACCUGUGGCGUCUGCACAGAUGUUGCGCGCCAGCUGCGAGCACAAUUGCCGCAGCUGGCUGCAAGCCUCCUCCAUCUCUGCAGACAGGGUGACCUUAAAAGCUGCCCUGUCUGCGUCCGUGGUGGCUUUGAAGGCCGCAAUCGCCUCCUCCGCCGGUGCACUUUACACAGUGUGGCGAGUUGCGGCAGUAUUUAGCCACAUGCCCUUCAGCUUGGCACCUGAAGCACUGUGGCUUAGGGUCCUUGCCCAGGUGGAGAGCUUCGAUGGUCACAAGAAAGGCUAAGAACUUCCUCAUCCCAAAGAUGUCACUGCCAUCCGUCACAUUUUCCACUACGACGAUGUACAGGAGCAGCAUCUUCUUAUUUGUCCGGUUGUGCAGCUUAGUAGUUGCACCCUGGAAUCCAGCACAUGACAUUCUCUUGGACCGUCUUCUCAUCACGUAUCCAAGGCAGCCCCCAAUCAGGGCCUUGCAGUGCUUCUCAUGCUGUUUUGGUGCAGUCCUCUUCUCCACGGUAGGUGGAUCAACAGUGUGGGCAGCCACAGCACUCUUCAGUGCGCAUUGGUCGGCCACGCUUGCUGCCUGCAGCUGGACAGUGGCAUCUGAGUCCAGGAACUCUACGCCUACUUCUUCCCUGCAGCAGUUGGCUAUGAUAUCACACAUCACUGCCCAAUGUACAGAGGAGGGUGGGACAGGUGUAUGACAUUUGUCGCACGUCUGUUCUGCAUUCCUGGUGGGUUGCAGUGUCAAAGGCUUCUUCUCUGUGUCUGCCUUCUUCUUCUGCCCAUUCUGUGACACAAAGACACAACAAUUUUGCUGUGUCAUAAUAACGACGCACGACAAUUUGCUUAGCAUCGCACCACAGUCCAAGCACAGCUUCACAGCUCUUCUUCUGGCCAAGCACAGGUAACUCACUUCACCAGUGAUGUACGCUCUCUGCUGCUCAAGCGCAACGUGUGUCAUCUGGUAAGCACUGACUAACUUGCAUCCUUACCAAUUUUAUGCAUUACAUACCUGUUUUGGACGAAAAAAGAUGAUCUCAUUGAAACAAAAUUUUGAAAAGAGAGAGAGAGAGAGUGUGUGUGUAUGUACACUAAAACCGGGUGGACUCCAUAUGGCACUACAUUGAAAAUAAGUGUAAUGACUGUUUUUAUUAUCGGUCCAUCUUAUUUAAGGUGAAACAGGGCAAGUGAGACCAUAAAUUGCUGCACUGGUUGGACUUAAACAAUAACAAAUCUUUUACUUUUGUCAAUUAUAUUAUCAGUUUACAGAAGAAAGAAUUUUUUUCUUAGCUUACUUAAAAAGACAUCAAAACUACUGGGCUCAUGAUAUUCCUUUCCAAGUUCCAUGUUAAUGCUAAGAAUAUGCAUUUAUGGGCAACAGGGGUGAAGUGCAAGGGCCACUCUUUUUCAAUACCGUGGUUCUGGAAUCUGUCCAAUAUCAUUAUUAGGUAUUUAUUAUGAAUAUUUUGUUAAAAGAGUGAUAAAUGAAAUUGAAUUGUUAAUGGAAAAUUGUCACUCAUUAUCUAAAAGUACAACAUUGCAAGAAUGAAUUUUAUUGCAGACAGUCAGUUUAUGUACAUUAAUACAUUGUUAACUCAGUAUUGUAACUAAUGAAUGAUGUGAAAAGAUAAUUGAAAGGUUUGCUACAAGAAAAGGAGAUAGCUCCAGUUUUCCAAAUUUUCGAUGUAUUGAAAGAAAUGUUUUUAAAAAUCAGAAUUCUUAUUGUGUGAAAAAUAUUCUUUCAGAUAAAGUUCUAUAAUGCUUCUAACCUGUUAUGACAGCCUAUUCACUGUAAAAUAUAUUUCUCAGAUCAUGUGAUGUAUCUCAUCGUUGGAGCUUUCUCUUUCUUGUCACAAAAUAGAUCUUCAGUCUCCUUUUAGGAAAUAGAUUUCAUAAAAAGUAAAUUUUAUAUGCCAUGGCACUAUGCAAAUGCCGUUUUACAAAUUUGUUCCUUUUUAUCUCCAAGGGGAACAGAAUGCCCAUUUUCACUCUUCUUUGUUAAACUCACUUGAUUCUUAUGAGUCCUCAUAAUUAGCAUCUUGUGCUCACUUUUUACGUAUCUUAUUAAAAGAAUCUAGUAGGCACACUUUUCCAUGAGUAGUAGGUUUACUGAAACACACAAUCAUAGUCAGUAACUCAAUGUAAUUUAUUUUUUCUGCAUACAUGUUUGUAUGCCCACACAAUCAUAGCCAGCAAUUUGAAGUAAUUUAUCUUCUCUACGUACAUUUUUGUAUGUCUUGCAUUCAGUCAUCUAUCAUUUCCUUACAUUUCAUAUCCAUUCAAAAAGUUUCAAAAAAUUCACCUUUUUCUAAACAGGAAUACAAUUAGUAUUUACACUAGCUUUGUUAGAAGUGAUUUCUUCUUCAUUAGCAGGUUUGUAUAAAUUAUUACAACCAGAAAUACACACUCAUCUCUUGGGAAUUACUCAUUAUUCUUACAAUAAUAUGCAGUAUUUAAUUUAUUAGAACUACUACUGUGAGACACAACUGAAAAACAUUCAGCUUGUGAUAACACCAUUUCUGUAAACAGGUCACAUUUGUUGUCUAAUGCAACAAAGAAAACAAGCCAGCAAGACUGGCAGUCAUCCCUCCCCUCCCCCAUCUUGAUGAAUAGGGAACAAAGGGCUGGAGCUACAUCCUUCUUGGAUACAACGAAAGGCCUUUUCUAUCUCUCUCCAUUCAACCCCCUCCCCCAAAGUUUUUGCAAGUAACUCCAAACUCAAUCAGGGUUAAGGGUUAAGCUAUUUACAUUUUGUAGCAAACCCUUCAAUAUAUCCAUGGCUUCAAAUUUCUGGAGAAGGUAAACACAUUUACCCAUCUUCCCAUUCCAUAUAACAAAUAUCAUAGUUCUCUGAUUAUGUAUAGAUGAAGGAGAACAAGUUUGAAUUUUUCUUGCAGAUUUCAUUGUUUCAGUAUUCCUCUUUACUUCAGCCAAAAUUCUGUCCACUAAGAAAUUUUUUUGUCUUUUUAGAUGAAAAUCUAUCAGUGUCCUCUAUACAGAAUUCAGCAUCUGAAAGUGCUUAUUGUAAUAACUUGUAAUAAUUCCUUGAAAUAUGCUCUUCCUUUUCUUUACUUUUACUGUGUUAUAAAUGGACCAUAGUUGUAUUUUGUUUUCCAAAGACAGAAUAGGGCCAGGAUAAGUGUGCAUUAUGGUAUGCUUUUCCCCCAGAACACACAGGAUGCACUACCCCAGUAAGAAAUAAUCAUGGGGUAAGUGUUUGCCAUGAAACUAAUGAGACUAAAUCAUACAAAAGAAUAAUCAUUUGGCUCUUUCAGAUUAGGAAUGAUGAUGAAUAAUAUUGCAAACAAUAUAAUCAUAAUAUGAUAGCAGAUUCCUACGUAAUCAGAGUUCAAAAACAUACCGUACUCUCUAAUUAAAGCUUUCACAGUUCUGUCAUAGAUAAUGAAAUAUCUGCUAAGAUGAAUGUAGAGAUAGCUUCGAUCUAAUGAUGGACAGAAGUACUGAGUAAUAUUUCACUUUUCACAACAGUGAGAUGCAGUGUACGGUUGACAGCCAAAGAAUAUCAUGUCGAGUACACUUACACUUGCACCACUUCACUCAAUUGAAAGCCAAGGUGUAUAGUGAUAGACUGGAACAAAACCUUGUUCCAGGGUGUUCAGCUCGGUUCUUUCUAUGAGUUACUGCCUUCGGUGAAAACCCAAUACCAGUGUCACAGUUUCUAAGUUUUCCUCUACAGCUGAUUGCCUCAGCUUAUGCUGUCUAAAUGAUCAUGUAUCAUCAAGUGAAAUAGUAGUUGUAUUUUACUAUUACAGUACUGCAUAAAUGAUAGGAAAACAUCUGACAGCUUACUUAAACACACACACCAAAUUGUCAUAAAACUCUUCUUUCACACAAAUGUUCAAAGAGUUAAUGACAGAUUUCAUUAAAAAAAUUACAAUAAAAUAUGUCUGAGUAAUCCUUUUAUAGAAAAUUGAUUUUAUCUCAACAGUAUCUCAGUUUCAUUUGGAAAGUGAUGCAAGCGAAGAAUAUCGAAGACGCUUGCAUUUAUGUAUUAGUCAGUACAUCUCGCCCACAUUGCCCUUACACUGUCAGGCAGUAUAAAAGCCUGAUCUCUCACAUUUUUUGUUGUUAAGGUAGGAAAUAUCUCCUGCAAUUUUUAUUCUCUACCACAGAUCUUGUUUGCUAUGCCCAAACCACCUGUGCUUGUCUUUUUUUCUUACCUCCAACUAAACAUUGAAUUUGUAUUAUAUCUCUGUUUCUUUUAACGUGUCUAGACAAACAUAUUUCUUUAUAUUAUUUCAUCAUACCAGCCUUUUCUUUCAUGCCAGUCAACGUCAUUUCACACUCCUCUGUUUUACUGUCUUUUUCACAAGCCUAUGCAUGUACUGUAUGUUGCACUAUAUGUUGUGCUGUGAAGUAAUUCUUAGAUAUGUAUUACCUUUUUGUAAUACUUUCAUGCUUUACAGGAAUCUUCCAAUAUUCUGCUACAAUCAUUGAAAUAUUUGUUAUCUUGUAGUAAAGUGCUAACAAAUUAUUUGAGAUUUCCCCAGUUUGUUGAGGUGGUGUACCUAAUAUAAAACCUGCUCCUUCAGCUCUCCUUUUCACAGUCAGUACAUAUCUUUGUACUUUUCCUGGUCAGUACAUAUCUUUGUCUAUGCACUAGUUUAAUGAAUAGAAUUGUGAGGAAGGAAAGAUCAGUAUUGAACUGAGUGAUUGAUUGUCCCAUACUCUUUUUUCGUAAGUGUGUAAUGGUAGGUGUAUGGUAAUGACAUCAGAAUACUGGGUACUGUACUGCAAACAAUAAUUAGAACACCAGUAUCUUUUACAAGUACAAUUACUGUCAACAAUACUUAUGUAAUUGGCCAACACUCAAUUAACAGUGGAGUACAGUGUGCCUUUAUCAUCACUUUUAUAUUUUUGCAGGUCUUCCUAUUCGAAGGAGUAUAAGUGCUACUUAACUAAUAUUGUGCAUUAUGUGAAAAAAGAAAGAGAUGUAAUUUUGUUACAAGUAUUGUAGUUUUUAAUUGAUGAACUUUGUAAACUGUAAAAUUUUCUACUGCAGUUUUCAAUUAUGAUCUUUCAUGAAAUGUUCAAAUACAUAUAUUGCCUGUAAAGGUACUAUGAUGUCUUUACAAAUUUUUCUACAUUGUUGUAACAGUGCCAGCAAUUGAAUUAAUUUCAAAUGUCAAUCAUAAUUUAUGUGCUUCUCCAGUAUUUCAUGCAUCACGCAAACUGGAUCUAAUUGCUGUAAUCUUACAUAAAAGCUGUAAUUUCUUGUAAGUUUCAUGUAUGUGUUGUAUCUGCUCAUAAAGCAUUUAUUUAUUUUUGUUACACAAGUUUUGUCUAAAAAUAAAUUGUACCUGAACCUUGACAAAUAAAAUGGAAGGUGAUUUCCUUCAGCUUGUGUGUCAAUAUCCCAACAACUGUAACAUAAUUGUUUGCGACUUUCACUUUUUUAUUAAGUUUCAUGUUCUAAAAUCAUGCAAGUCAAGAGAGUAAAUAUAUGUACGAACUAUUGCCAUAUACAAAAAUGUAAAUAUCAA
Messenger RNA from Schistocerca piceifrons (Central American locust), 12585 nucleotides. It is a transcript of the gene Gcn2, whose product is annotated as eIF-2-alpha kinase GCN2. Gene Ontology annotation, molecular function: ATP binding; eukaryotic translation initiation factor 2alpha kinase activity; protein binding. Gene Ontology annotation, biological process: DNA damage checkpoint signaling; regulation of translational initiation by eIF2 alpha phosphorylation. Bases 234 to 5078 code for a protein of 1614 amino acids. Lineage: Eukaryota; Metazoa; Arthropoda; Insecta; Orthoptera; Acrididae. The record is from RefSeq and is a predicted model, not a curated record. The transcript is spliced from 28 exons.